UUCGAGGCGGCAUUUGACCGUAACACGGCUGAACAUAUAUUUAUCAGUAACAACAAAAAACAUACUUACUAUGUUUCAUUUAGCGCUAAUACUAUCUGCGAUGACGCUAGCCGCCAUGGCUCAUCCCACCAGGAUGGUUCCACCUUCAGAGAUGGCUCUUAUUCUUGGUGAAGAAGAAUUUGAGGACUACCUAGAUACAUAUCUAGCUAUAGAACAAAAGAAUUGGAUUAAUGCUACUUCCUCUCCACGCAGUGGAUGUACUUUAAGAGUUAACGGAGACUUUGGUCAACCCCAGCCUGUAUAUAUCAGUAAGAGGACUAAUAAUUAUUUGGCAGCCAGUGACAAUUCAGGUCAGAUACGUCUCAGUGCCGGAGAAGAAGUAAUUGUGUCCUGUCCAAAAAACCAUGCUAUUCUCCACCCGAACAUUGUAUCGACAGUUCAUACUGCUACCGCCAGGUGUGUUAGCAAUAAUUUAUUUUCUGGAGCUGGAUGGUUAAAUGGUAACAGAGCUUUUGGACAACUAACUUGUGCCCGUCACGCUUUCUACCAAGCUCAGCAGACAAGUACAAGAUGCUUCAACAACGGCGUUGUAAUUCGCGUGGGCUUUUCUGUGAACAAUCGAUUUUAUCCUCUCUACCAAUCCUGCUACAAUCAAAACCGUAUGGAAGUUUUGUACGUAUGGUACAACCAAAACGCUAACAAUGCUGUGCAUCAAACCGGAGUUAGUAGGCCAAGUUGGUCAGCUGGAGGCUUCUUCCCUGGUGUCAACAUAAACAACGUUUACACACAAGCUAGCCAAAAGACAGCUAUUGCAAGACUAGUAGGAAAUGCCUUAGCUGAUAAAUAUGUAACGAACAAUCAAUUCCUUGCUCGUGGUCAUCUUGCUGCUAAAAGUGACUACGUUUUCGCUACUGGACAACGUGCCACCUUCUUCUUCAUCAACGCUGCUCCCCAAUGGCAACCCUUCAAUGCCGGCAAUUGGAACAAUCUGGAAAUGAACCUGCGUGCACGUAUUGGUAGAGCUAGAUAUAACACAGUAAUUUACACUGGAACAUUUGGUGUUACCCAAUUACGCAAUUCUAACGGAAAAAUGGUAAACAUAUUUUUGGACAAUAACAGAGUUCCCGUACCUCAAUACUUCUAUAAGGUGGUAUACGAUCAAUCCAGACGUCGUGGUACAGCAUUCGUCAGUAUAAAUAAUCCUCAUUACACUCUGGCGGAAGCUCGCAAAUUACAGUUUUGCACUGAUCGUUGUCGCAAUAACAAUGCGUUCAGCUGGAUCAACUGGAGGCCUGAUCGCCUGGACCUGGGAUAUAGCUUCUGCUGCACGAUCUCCGACUUCAGAAGAGUUAUCGGUCACAUACCGAACUUCGAUGUUUCUAAUGGUCUUCUUUCUUAAGCAAUGCGAAAGAGAAAAUAUGAUAUUAAUAUAUAAAAUUAUUUAAAUGAAUGAUUUUAUAACUGAAUGACAAAAAAAAACAUUUUAUGUAAUUAUUUAUAAUCCACACCAAUUACAAAAG
Messenger RNA from Danaus plexippus (monarch butterfly), 1520 nucleotides. RefSeq lists its product as uncharacterized. The record is from RefSeq and is a predicted model, not a curated record. Gene Ontology annotation, biological process: apoptotic DNA fragmentation. Gene Ontology annotation, molecular function: RNA endonuclease activity; single-stranded DNA endonuclease activity; metal ion binding. The transcript is spliced from 7 exons. Lineage: Eukaryota; Metazoa; Arthropoda; Insecta; Lepidoptera; Nymphalidae. Gene Ontology annotation, cellular component: nucleus; mitochondrial inner membrane. Bases 71 to 1399 code for a protein of 442 amino acids.